GUUUGGAUGACAGACUACUGUACAGAAUAGGUUUCCCUUUUAAUAAGCCGAUAGAAUUUUUCUGUUGUCUUAUUCACUGUUCUCUUGUGAGAAAGAUCAGCAUGCUGCCUCAUACAGUCGGUGCUAUCAGGUGACCAUGAAACAAAAUAUUUACCGCUUGUGAUUAAAACCUGUUCGAAAACUUGUGUUGUAUUCCAUACCCCGUUUCACUAUGGCUUCAUCUCUUCGCCACAUCGCUACUGAACCUGGCAAUUUAAAUCAAAAAAUGAGCACAUCAGCAUCUGAAAAAGGUUUAAAUGAAUUACAGAUAUGUGAUCGCCGAAAAAGUCCUAGCCGCACAUCUGAUUCGGAAAUCAGUGUUGGCACUAACAGUCUUUCACAUAGUUCUCACCAGUCUGAACCUGGAUAUCAAGGCAAGCCUGCCUUAACACUACCAUUAGAAUCCACUGAUGAUCAUCUACCAACUGAAGCUAUAAACGAUGAAACGAAAGUUCCUGCAGCAACACAGAAAGUCCACAGAGGCAGUGAAUGGGAAAUCUUAGAGGGCUUACGAGAUGGAAAAAAGUGUGAAGUUAAACCUGGAAAAUUUGAAGGUUAUCUCAUGAAAAGGCGAAAGUGGCCUCUUAAGGGUUGGCAUAAACGUUAUUUUUUGUUGGACAAAGGAAUUUUAACAUAUGCAAAAUCACCAACUGAGAUGGCACGUGGUAAAAUUCAUGGUUCUGUUGAUGUUGGCUUAUCAGUUAUUUCUACUAAAAGCCAACGAAGGCGUAUUGACAUAGAUGCUGAAGAACAUAUUUAUCAUUUGAAG
Molecule: messenger RNA, 808 nt
Organism: Stegodyphus dumicola
Lineage: Eukaryota; Metazoa; Arthropoda; Arachnida; Araneae; Eresidae
Product: oxysterol-binding protein-related protein 6-like
Cellular component (GO): cytosol; plasma membrane; perinuclear endoplasmic reticulum
Molecular function (GO): cholesterol binding
Source: RefSeq, a predicted model, not a curated record